UAGCCAAGCCAAGCCAUGCCGUCCCGCGGCCUCGGCGGGCGCGCGCGCACCCGCCGCGCGCGUCGCCGCCGCCAGAGGGAGUCAGCGACGACGAGGGACUGGGCCGGCGGCCUGGGAACGGACGCGCUCCUGGCGAUCUUCCACCGCCUCGACCACAUCGACAUCCUGAUCUCCGCGGACAAGGUGUGCCGCUCCUGGCGCCGCGCCGCGCGGGAGGAGCCCUCGCUGUGGCGCCGCAUCACCAUGCGCGGGCACGAGGGGAUCGCGCGCAGGCUCAACCGCGGCGGCAUGGCCUGCGAGGCCGUCCGGCGCAGCGCGGGCCACUGCGAGGCGUUCUGCGGGCAGUACGCCGGGGACGACGGCUUCCUUGUGUACCUCAUUGAGCAGGCCCCUUGUCUGAAGAGCCUUCGCCUUAUUUCCUGCAACCUUGUCUCAAAUGAAGGACUUACAGUGGCUGUGAAAGAGCUCCCUCUGCUUGAGGAGCUCGAGCUCUCAUUAUGUCCUAACGUUGGUGGGUUUUUUGUGAGCAAUGACGGCGUUUGUGGUUAUGAGGUGUACAGGUUUGUUAGCGAAGUAUGCCCACAGCUGAAGCGCUUCAGACUGAGCAAUGAAGAUUUCAACGUUACUAGAGACUGGAACAAGAACAAGGACGUUGGAGGGAUUGCAGGUAUGCACGGGCUACGCUCCUUGCAGCUGUUUGGCAAUGGUAUGGAUAAUGAGGGCCUACAAACUGUCUUGCACUGCUGUCCCCAUCUGGAGUCCCUUGACAUACGCCAUUGCUUCAACGUCGACAUGGAUGAGACUCUGCUCCUCAAGUGUGCCAGGCUCAAGACCCUGAGGCUUCCUGAUGACCCCACUGAUGACUAUGACCUUGAGGUUAAAACACCUAUCAGGAUGUGUGCAGUGAUUGAUGAUAGCCCUUGGUCUUCCGAUGGGUACGAUUCCUAUAGAUACCAGCUCCGCUCUCCAGAGUACCUCAACGACUUUGACUCCGACUCCGGGGAUGACACGGAUUUCUUUGGUGAGCCAUCCCGCUACGAGUGUGACCUUGACAAGUAUGACAUGAUGCUUCCAAUGAGCAUGCGCACGUUCCUGAAAUAAAAGGCGAUCUGCAAUUCUGCAUGCUGAGAAUUGAAUUUCAUGUUAGUAUAUCUCUGCUGGCACUCCCGGCGUGUCCUUUGGGUUUUUUUUUUGUUGUUUCUGCAUGGCGAUGAAAUCUGUCUCCGCUUGAAUCUUUUUAGUCUGGCUCUCUACUUUCAUGUUGGUCUAUUGAUUGAUCUUGUGUACGUAAGUACGUUAGGUUCACAGCAGGGAUGAUGAAAACUUCUGUAAACUUUAGUUUGCCCGUCUUGAAGAGUGAACUCUGAAUGCUGUCAAACUGAAAUAAGUGCCAAGUUGCUAGCUCAUCUUUCGAAA
Molecule: messenger RNA, 1416 nt
Organism: Sorghum bicolor (sorghum)
Lineage: Eukaryota; Viridiplantae; Streptophyta; Magnoliopsida; Poales; Poaceae
Product: putative F-box/LRR-repeat protein 23
Exons: 2
Coding region: 16-1101 (361 amino acids)
Molecular function (GO): protein binding
Source: RefSeq, a predicted model, not a curated record